AUGCUGCUGCUGGCUCUUGCCUUGUCGCCAACGGUCGCCCUGGGUUUCUUGUCCUUCGACUGCCCCGCUCCGUAUGGAGCCCUCGAUCUCGAUGUCAGGACAGUCGUUGACCUCAAGCAGAAUGCCGACAUGGUGAUGGAUAGCCGGUGGGCGGUAGAUCCGGCCACGCCCCGGUGGAUGCCAAUCCUUUACCAAGGCACAGUGCGUGCGCAGGGCAAGCGCAAGCUCUUCGGAGUUGGCGAGUUCCUUGACAAGGGUUCUGUGACAGAGCAUUACGCGCAGAUGGGUUUCGACAAUCGCCCGCAUCCAAACUCAUGCCAAGACACUUGUCUCUUCACUUUCUCCAGCUCCUCAGACAUGAAAAAGGCGCGUGUUCGCACCGUGACGAAGGAUGAUGGCACCCAGCAUCUUCAGUUCGAGUCACAGUCCGGGAAGGAGCUUCUGACCUGCCCCAGUGCGAAGCAGAAGAACACUGAACUGUAG
Messenger RNA from Symbiodinium sp. CCMP2592, 483 nucleotides. The record is from the annotation of a GenBank genome assembly. NCBI's taxonomy places the organism in Eukaryota, Dinophyceae, Suessiales, Symbiodiniaceae.